Molecule: messenger RNA, 1845 nt
Organism: Oncorhynchus masou masou (cherry salmon)
Lineage: Eukaryota; Metazoa; Chordata; Actinopteri; Salmoniformes; Salmonidae
Product: protein NOXP20-like
Exons: 3
Coding region: 5-286 (93 amino acids)
Source: RefSeq, a predicted model, not a curated record
UCAUAUGUAUAUUCUGAGCAUCGUUAAUGUCUGUGACUGUUGCAGGUUGACGUGUGCCAUGUGUCGGGAGGUGGGUUGUCUUGCCAGGAAGUUCUCUGAUACUCUGCUCACCGUUGGGGUUCAGAGAAAAGCAGAAGAGUUGAACCCUUUGGUAGACAGUGUGCUGCUUGAGGGUUCUAACAGCACCACAUACAUCCAGAACGCCUUCCAGCUCCUCCUCCCGGUUCUCCAGAUGUCACACAUCCAGACCCACAGCUCUAGAACCCGCACGGAACCACAGCCCUAACCCUGUCGUAGCCACAGUAAACACACCUCAUACUGCUGAAGUGCUGUUAGCAUACUAGCCAGUCCUAAUGAUGUAACUAUGUACAGGAAGAUAGUGUGAUAUAUAUAUAUAAAUAACAGUGAUACGGAAGUCAACUACUAGGUUGCCAUAGUAACAGACUGACUACGAUAUUUUUUAACUAUUAUAUAAUUCAGUAACUUAGUAUAGUUUCAUGUAGGGAACAACUUCUCAGAUUGAAGAGCUUGUACUCAUGUCUUUUAAGCAUCUCCAAAUUGAUUAUUUUAUACAUAUAUAUAUAUAUAUAUAUAUAUAUAUAUAUAUAUAUAUAUAUAUAUAUAUGUGUGUGUGUGUAUUACUGUUCAGAGGUAAAUCUAAACAUGAUUCAUGUCAACUGGCUAAUUUAACCCGGUGUAUCAGAUUAUGUUUUAUCGUUUUAAAAAGCGAAACCAAAAAAAAUAGUUUUGUUGUUAGAGUUUGUUUUUAGUGUCACGUAAACCAGAUCAGUACAGUGUAAUGUGUUGUUUAACAGUGGCGUACCUGAAGCAAAUUAGGGUUCAGUGCUUUUCUCAAAAGGCACAACGACAUAAAUAAAAAAUGUUUGUUGCUUUGUCAGCUCAGGUGUUCGAACCAGAGACCUUUCGGUUCCUCGGCCCAACGCGCUAACCGCUAAGCUACAUGCCGCAGGUAUUGAUGUUCCCUGCUUAAUGAAGGGGUGUUUCUUUACGCCGUAGAACAGCUAACCUUGUUUAAAUGGUAGAACAGCUAACCUUGUUUAAAUGGUAGAACAGCUAACCUUGUUUAAAUGGUAGAACAGCUAACCUUGUUUAAAUGGUAGAACAACUAACCUUGUUUAAAUGGUAGAACAGCUAACCUUGUUUAAAUGGUAGAACAGCUAACCUUGUUUAAAUGGUAGAACAGCUAACCUUGUUUAAAUGGUUGAACAGCUAACCUUGUUUAAAUGGUAGAACAGCUAACCUUGUUUAAAUGGUAGAACAGCUAACCUUGUUUAAAUGGUAGAACAGCUAACCUUGUUUAAAUGGUAGAACAGCUAACCUUGUUUAAAUGGUAGAACAACUAACCUUGUUUAAAUGGUAGAACAGCUAACCUUGUUUAAAUGGUAGAACAACUAACCUUGUUUAAAUGGUAGAACAGCUAACCUUGUUUAAAUGGUAGAACAGCUAACCUUGUUUAAAAUGGUAGAACAACUAACCUUGUUUAAAUGGUAGAACAGCUAACCUUGUUUAAAAUGGUAGAACAGCUAACCUUGUUUAAAAUGGUAGAACAACUAACCUUGUUUAAAUGGUUGAACAACUAACCUUGUUUAAAUGGUUGAACAACUAACCUUGUUUAAAAUGGUAGAACAACUAAAGAGGACCAGAACUAUAAUGUUCUAUAUUUCUAUUUCUAUGUGUAUUUGUUUUUAGGUCCACUGGUUUAUUAAGUCGUUGUUUUGAUCAUUUAUGAAUCUGCUGCUAUGGUAACGGAGAUGGAAUCUGACAACGGAACCUUUAAUCACAAAAUGCCAACAACAAAAAAUAAAAAUACCUUUUUAAACCUUU